Danaus chrysippus (African queen) is the source of this 1026-nucleotide messenger RNA. The record is from the annotation of a GenBank genome assembly. Lineage: Eukaryota; Metazoa; Arthropoda; Insecta; Lepidoptera; Nymphalidae.
AUGUUACUUCGACGUGUGUAUAAGCAGCAUAGAUGGUUAGCAUCACAUGUGAAGUUCCUAUCAACACAGAAAUCCUCUAUAGACAUAAAAGUUGACAAUGAUGGAAUCGCUAUACUUAAUUUACAAAGACCUCCAGUAAACAGUUUCAGCAUGGACUUCCUCAAAGAACUAAGCAAAUCAUUAGACUUUGUUGAGAAUAAUAAAAUCACAGCCAUGAUAUUGACAUCAGCAUUUCCAAGAGUAUUUUCAGCUGGUUUGGAUAUAAACGAAGUUUACAAGCCUGAUGCUGUCAGGUUUAAGGAAUUCUGGACAACACUUCAAGAAGUCUGGAUGAAAUUGUUCGGUGCAAGAUUUAUAACAGCCGCUGCUAUCAAUGGUCAAUCUCCGGCAGGUGGUUGUCUCAUGGCAAUGAGUUGUGAGUACAGAGUAAUGAUUAAAGGUACUUUCACUAUUGGGAUGAAUGAAACCAGCCUGGGACUUAUCGCUCCGACCUGGUUUAUGGAACUCGUAAAAAAUACCAUCAAUGUGAGAGACGCUGAAUACGCGUUUACUACGUCAAGGAUGUUCACACCUGAAGAGGCGUUAAAGGUAAGACUUAUAGAUGAAAUAGCCGCCGACAAAGAUGACGCCAUUGCUAAAUGUAAGAGAUUCAUAAAAAAGUUCGAUGAGAUCACACCGUCAGCUCGAAUAAACACCAAGAUGAAGCUGAGGGGACCGGCCAUUAAAAAACUCCAAAAUACAAGGCAAGAAGAUACUGAAGAAAUAUAUCAAUUGGUCAUACAUCCUGACACACAGAAAGUCGCCAUCUUCCAGUUGUACUCGUCUCCAGUGUCAGCCAAUCCCGCCAUCAUCACUGGAUACGACCCCAUGGAAGUGUGCAUUGAGAACUGCGCCCAGUGUAAGAAAAUGUUGGGAGCAUGGUUCGAAGGACAGCUCUGUGCGGAAUCAUGUAUUAAAUACAGAGGAAAGAUGAUCCCGGACUGUGAAAACUACGCUUCCAUUUCACCAUUUCUUAACAAACUUUGA